Molecule: messenger RNA, 3272 nt
Organism: Capra hircus (goat)
Lineage: Eukaryota; Metazoa; Chordata; Mammalia; Artiodactyla; Bovidae
Gene: ATP1B2
Product: ATPase Na+/K+ transporting subunit beta 2
Exons: 7
Coding region: 588-1460 (290 amino acids)
Biological process (GO): potassium ion import across plasma membrane; intracellular sodium ion homeostasis; intracellular potassium ion homeostasis
Cellular component (GO): sodium:potassium-exchanging ATPase complex
Molecular function (GO): ATPase activator activity
Source: RefSeq, a predicted model, not a curated record
GAGCGGAGCCUCCGCCCGGGGGACCCCUAUCCCUGCCUGUCCCCACAACUGCGCGUCCCCACCCCACCCCCGUGGCCGAGCCACCUUUGGUGUGGCUGUCUCCACUCGUCAGAAGAGCCUUGAACAGUCACCCGACUCCUCUCCACAGCCUCUUUGCAUCUCGGAUUUCGGGGCGGCCCCCUCCCCCACCUCUCCCUGCCUCUUUGCACCCCGAUUUUUCUGCGCUUCGCUCGGGUUUUGCAGCCGUCUAUUUUUGCAUCCCUUUUCGUUUUGCUUCUGGGAGGUCUAGGGGGUGAAGCUGCGCUCGCACCCCUUCGCCUUUUUAUCCUCCCCUGCUCGGACAACCCCCCUUUUCAUUGCAGUGGGGGGGCUUAGGAUCUGUUCAUCUUACGCCGCGCCGCCAGCACCCCGCAGCGUGUGGCCUUGCGCCCCGGAAUUGGCAGCGGCUGCAUAUCUGAGGGGGGUCUCCCUUCGCCCCGCUGCCUUUGCUCCCCGCGCGUUCCGGUGCGUGAGGGGGCUUCAGCGCGCCGCACCCCGGCUUCUCCAUAGUCCCCCGCCCCGCGCGGGACUUGCCCCCCGCCGUCAAGAUGGUCAUCCAGAAAGAGAAGAAGAGCUGCGGGCAGGUGGUUGAGGAGUGGAAGGAGUUCGUGUGGAACCCGAGGACGCACCAGUUCAUGGGCCGCACAGGGACCAGCUGGGCCUUUAUCCUCCUCUUCUACCUCGUCUUCUAUGGCUUCCUCACCGCCAUGUUCACCCUCACCAUGUGGGUGAUGCUGCAGACGGUCUCCGACCACACCCCCAAGUACCAGGACCGAUUGGCCACACCAGGGUUGAUGAUUCGCCCUAAGACUGAGAACCUGGAUGUCAUUGUCAAUGUCAGUGACACUGAAAGCUGGGACCAGCAUGUUCAGAAACUCAACAAGUUCUUGGAGCCUUACAAUGACUCCAUCCAAGCCCAGAAGAAUGAUGUCUGCCGCCCUGGUCGCUAUUAUGAACAACCAGAUAAUGGAGUUCUAAACUACCCAAAACGUGCUUGCCAGUUCAACCGGACCCAGCUGGGUGACUGCUCUGGUAUUGGGGACCCCACCCACUAUGGUUACAGCACUGGACAGCCCUGUGUCUUCAUCAAGAUGAACCGGGUCAUCAACUUCUAUGCAGGAGCAAACCAGAGCAUGAAUGUUACCUGCGUGGGGAAGCGAGACGAAGAUGCCGAGAAUCUCGGCAACUUCGUUAUGUUCCCUGCAAACGGCAACAUCGACCUCAUGUACUUUCCCUACUACGGCAAGAAGUUUCACGUGAACUACACGCAGCCCCUGGUGGCCAUCAAGUUCCUGAACGUGACCCCCAACGUGGAGGUGAACGUGGAGUGCCGCAUCAACGCUGCCAACAUCGCCACUGACGAUGAGCGUGACAAGUUCGCGGGGCGUGUGGCCUUCAAACUCCGCAUCAACAAAACCUGAGGCCCCCUUCCUCCCGCCCCCACCUCUUUCCUACGGAUGCUUCUGGAAUACCCCUGACCCCGCCUGAUCCCUCCCUCACCCACCCCAAAGGUAUUUUUUAUAACAGAGCUAUGGCUUGUCUGAGCCUCGCGUUCCUUUCCUUCUGAACCCGGCCUGACAUCUGUCGUGAUUCUCUGGUUGUGCACACUUUCCACCAUCUUCUUCCUGCCCAAGCUCUGUCAGAGACAGGGAGAUGGAACCCCCAAGAUGUCAUAGAGUUCGGAGUCUUUCUAGUCCUGGUGUAGCUGUGAGAGGGCUGUCCUCACAGCUCCCCACCCAUCCUGCCCUCCUGUCCCACCCCUCCAGAACUAUAGAAAAUGCCCACCCGCCCACCUUGGGCUUCCCUCAUAGCUCAGUUGAUGAAGAAUCCGCCUGCAAUGCGGGAGACCCUGGUUUGAUUCCUAGGUUGGGAAGAUCCCCUGGAGAAAGGAAAAGCUACCCACUCCAGUAUUCUGGUCUGGAGAAUUCCUUGGACUGUAUAGUCCAUGGGGGUCACAAAGAGCUGGACACGACUGAGUGACUUUCACUUUCUUUUCACCCACCCACACACAAACGGCAAUCUCUUCAUGCUUAUCUCCAGACAGAAUGUGGCACUCUAUUCUUUUUUUUUUAAAUAACUGAAGUAUAAUUAACUUACAACACUGCUGUUAGGUCCAGGUGCACAGCUUAAUGAUUUAAUAUCUCUGUAGGCUACAGAGUGGUCACCGGUGUGACCCUCUAUCCUCCCAUGCCAGCCCAGCCGCUGUCCCCCUCCCGUCUCCCACACCUUCUGCCUUGUCUACCACAGUCGCUGUCGCGGUGGCUUUUGACUUGUGUGACUCCUCUGGUCAGUCUUUCCUCACUUCUCCAUCCCCAUUCCCUCCACUGAAAGCGGGACCACUUCUAACUGAAGACAUGGUGGCUCUGUGGCCUUUUCCUUCUUUCCUGGCACAGCUGGGUUCUCACUCCACAUUGAAUACGUGAGCUGGGAAUGAGGGUCCAAAAGAGAAAUCCCUGUUGGUUCUUGAAAAUUCUCUUCCCAGUCUCCUAUCACUCCUCUGAGGGGCGGGGUUGACCUAAGCUGAAUAUCCACUUUGUUUUUGCCGAUGGCUCCCUCCCCUCUGUUCCCUUUCCCAGAAUAUCCUGCAAGUUCUACUUCCCAGGCGCCCUGGGGGAGGGGCAGCCACUUUGGCUGGGUCCCCAGUGGCCACCUUGGAAACGUCAGCUGGUUAUGGGACUAUUCCAUCUCCUUCCCCUCCGCCCAGAUCUGCUCCCCCACCCCCAUCCUCUCUGUGGGUUCUCUUAGCAAGUUAUCAACUAAUCAUUAACUCCUCCCCUUUCUUCUGCAUGCCAGCCUGAAAAUUGCAGAUACCUCCUCCUUUUAAGACUCUGAAUUUCUUGGCUCCAUCUCCUUCAGACCCCUUUGCCUUCUUAAACAACCCCAUAGUGCCCAUAGAAUGUUAAAUGAGGGACCUCCUGUGUUCUUGAGUUAUAGAGGCAUUUUAACUCUUUCCUCUCCCACGCCCUUCACUUCCCCACCUGUAAUUUCCCCGUUCUUUUUUGAUGCUGCAGCUUCCAUACCCCACCCACGGGUGGACCUUUCCCUGUUUUUCUCUGGCUGGAUCUGAGGCUCUUCCCUUUGGAUCCCAUUGUUUUCCUGCACUCCCCUCACCCAAGUGGUCUCUCUCUGCAGUUAUUUAAUGCCUGUGUCUGAUCUACUGUAAAAAGAGGAUAAAGUACAAUAAAAUGAGAGCAAUUAUAUAUAUAUAUAUAAAUAUAUAUAUCAUACAUGGA